Molecule: messenger RNA, 717 nt
Organism: Rhincodon typus (whale shark)
Lineage: Eukaryota; Metazoa; Chordata; Chondrichthyes; Orectolobiformes; Rhincodontidae
Product: oligodendrocyte transcription factor 2-like
Exons: 1
Coding region: 1-717 (238 amino acids)
Biological process (GO): regulation of DNA-templated transcription; myelination; oligodendrocyte differentiation
Molecular function (GO): DNA-binding transcription factor activity; protein dimerization activity
Source: RefSeq, a predicted model, not a curated record
AUGGAUUCUGAUGCCAGUCUGAUAUCGAGCCAGCCGUCGUCCCCGGAUCUGUUCCUGUCGGACGAGCCGACCUCGGGAUUCUCUGGCACGGUCUCGUCCACGCAGAGCGAGUGCGGCCGAGGGGGCCAGGGUCGGCCCAGGGAGCCGCUUCGGGCGAAGGACAAGAAGCAGAUGAGCGAGUCCGAGCUGCAGCAGCUCCGGCUGAAGAUCAACAGCCGGGAGCGCAAGAGGAUGCACGACCUGAACAUCGCCAUGGACGGCCUCAGGGAAGUCAUGCCUUACGCCCACGGCCCCUCGGUGCGGAAACUGUCCAAAAUCGCCACGCUGCUGCUGGCCAGGAACUACAUCCUGAUGCUGACCAGCUCUCUGGAGGAAAUGAAGCGGCUGCUGGGCGAGAUCUACGGCGGACACCACAGCAACUUCCAUCCAUCCCCGGCUUGCCAAGCCGGCCCGGCCCUACCGCCUUCCCACGGCCCUCACCCUCUCCCACACCCGGCUAUGGUCCCCGCCGUCACCUCGGCCCCUCUAGCCGGUGCUAGCCUCUCACCCGCCGCCGCCGUCCGGGCCCCGGGCAGCCUCCUGAAGACGGCGGGCGCUGCCGCCUCGGGUUUCCAGCAGUGGGCUGGCAUGCCGUGCCCGUGCACAAUGUGCCAGGUACCGCCGCCUCCUCAUGUGUCCAGCGCUGGCAUGGCCCGGUUACCCUCAGACACCAAGUGA